GUCUUUCGACGAUUUUCUGGUGAAAUUUCUUGUGGUCUUUCUGGUCUUUUGUCGAUUUCUGGUGAAAUUUCUUGUAGUCUUCUCUGGUCUUCUAGCUUUUUGGUAAUGUUGGGGUCUUUUGAUGAUUCUGGUGAAAUUUCUUGUGGUCUUCCUAGUCUUCUGGCUUUUCCGGUCUUUCGACGAUUUUUUGUGAGAUUUUUUGUAGUCUCUCCUGAUCUUCCAGCUUUUCUG
This is a messenger RNA of Cetraspora pellucida, 231 nucleotides long. The record is from the annotation of a GenBank genome assembly. Lineage: Eukaryota; Fungi; Glomeromycota; Glomeromycetes; Diversisporales; Gigasporaceae.